AUGCCACCUAAACAACAGGCUAGUAAGAAGACUGAGCAGAAGAGGAAAGAGAAGAUUAUUGAAGACAAAACCUUCGGUUUAAAAAAUAAGAAGGGAAAUAAGAACCAAAAGUUCGUGCAGCAAGUUCAAAACCAAAUCAGAGGUAAUAACACACGGCAAGAUAAGAUUGCUGCUGAAGCCGCUCUCAAAAAGAAAGAGAAAGAGCUCGAUCCUCUCAAAGAUUUGAAUCAGUUAUUUAAACCUGUUGAACAGAAAUGUGGAAAAGACGUUGAUCCUAAAUCCAUUCUCUGUCUCUUCUUCAAACAGGGAAUGUGCCAAAAGGGUAGCAAAUGCAAGUUCAGUCAUGACCUUACUGUUGAACAGAAAACGGUCAAGAAGAAUCUCUAUGUUGAUAGCAGAGAUAUCGGCAAAGAAGAUGAUAACAUGGAAGACUGGGAUGAAGAUAAGUUAAAGAGUGUCGUCGACCAAAAGCAAACUGCUGAAAACAAGGCUUUGAACACCACAACUAUCGUUUGCAAAUAUUUCUUGAUAGCCGUAGAAAACGCCAAGUAUGGAUGGUUCUGGGAAUGUCCGAACGGUGGAGAGAAGUGCAUGUACCGCCAUUGUCUACCUGAAGGAUAUAUCCUUAAGAAAGAUAGGAAGAAGAUGGAAGACCAAAAGAAAGAGAGUGAAAUUAGUUUGGAAGAGCUUAUUGAGAAAGAAAGAGCCGCUUUGUCUUCUAAGAACUUGACGAAGAUCACUUUGCAAUCUUUCGUUGCAUGGAAGAAGAAGAAGUUAAGAGAAAAGAAGGAGAAAGAAGAGGCUGAUCUUAAAGCUAAGAAAGAAAAGAUCAAAGCCGGAAAAGCUCUUGGAAUGUCUGGUAGGGAUAUCUUCACAUUCAAUGCUGAUCUUAUCGCUGAUGAUGAUGAAGCUGAUGAUGUCUGCUACGAGAAGGAUGAAGAUGACUUAGAGAACCAACAGAAGGUGUUCGAAAUCGACGAUAACUUCUUCAAGUUCGAAGGAAUGGAUUAUGAUGAUCUCGAAGAAGGAAAAACAAUCACCGAUGGAGUUCAAGAAAUGGCUAUAAAUGAAGAUUUGUUCGAUAUCGAAGAUGUGGAAGGCCUAGAUUCCGAUGAAGAUGAUGAUGAGCCCUCCGCCAAAACAAGCUAA
Molecule: messenger RNA, 1149 nt
Organism: Auanema sp. JU1783
Lineage: Eukaryota; Metazoa; Nematoda; Chromadorea; Rhabditida; Rhabditidae
Source: the annotation of a GenBank genome assembly